AGACGAAGACACGACUCCUUUCAAAAAGCACAAGAGACGUCUGCAGCACUACAAACCUUUCAUCGGAAUACUGCCCUUUGCAUUUGCUUAGGGCAAAGCACUGAUUCUCGAAUCUCUCUCCGAACGGAAACCAAACCCUUCGAUUCUUUCGGCGAUGGAGGGGAUAGACCCGAUGGACGUCCUCCGAUCUAAUCUCUCCCGUGUUCGGCUGCCGGAGCCGACGAAUCGCAUCUACAAACACGAAUGCUGCGUCUCCUUCGAUACUCCGAGGUCUGAAGGUGGGUUGUUCAUAGACAUGUCUACAUUUCUUGCAUUUGGGAAGGAUUAUGUUGAUUGGAACUACAGCAAAAGUGGAAACCCUGUUUAUUUGCACAUAAAGCAAACAAAGAAGAUUGUACCUGAGGAUAGACCUUUGAAGAAACCUACUCUUUUGGCUAUAGGUGUUGAAGGGGGAUUUGACAACAAUGAGCCUGAAUAUGGGGAAUCUUACAGUAUAGUCAUUUUGCCCAAUUAUGUUACUCUUCCUUUUCCAUCUGUGGAGUUGCCAGAGAAGGUAAGGUUGGCAGUUGAUGCUAUUUUACUGAACGAAGGUGUUGAAAAGAGAGAGCAACUUGCAGCAUGGACAGCUGAUAAGAAGCAAGUCAGUGCAUAUGCAAUGACUUUGCAACAAAUUGACAAUGGUGUUAUAGUUCCUCCGUUGGGAUGGAAAUGUGCCAAGUGUGAUAAGAAGGAAAAUCUUUGGCUAAAUCUUACUGAUGGAAUGAUCCUUUGUGGGAGGAAAAAUUGGGAUGGAAGUGGUGGCAAUAACCAUGCCAUUGAACACUACAAGGAAACUGGCUACCCUCUUGCUGUAAAGCUUGGGACAAUUACUGCUGAUUUAGAAGCAGCAGACGUUUUCUCCUAUCCGGAGGAUGAUAGUGUUGAAGAUCCUCUUUUAGCACAACAUCUCGCUUUUUUUGGCAUUGAUUUUACAUCAUUGCGAAAGACUGAAAUGACAACAGCUGAAAGGGAGCUUGAUCAUAAUACCAACUUUGAUUGGAACCGAAUACAAGAAAGUGGACAGGAAGUUGAACCUAUAUUUGGACCAGGUUAUACAGGUCUUAUAAAUCUUGGAAACAGCUGCUACUUGGCAGCAACCAUGCAAGUUGUGUUCUCAACACGGUCCUUCAGUGCACGAUACUACAUGAACCAAAACUUAAAAGUGGCUUUUGAUAUGGCUCCUUAUGACCCAACGGUGGACCUUAAUAUGCAGUUAACAAAGCUGGCACAUGGUUUGCUAUCUGGUAAAUAUUCUGUCCCAGCAUCAGAGAAAGAUGGUAGUGCUGCACCCACAACCGAUGCUAAACAGGAAGGGAUUCCCCCUCGUAUGUUCAAAUCAGUUAUUGCUGCCAGCCACCCUGAAUUUUCUACUAUGAGACAACAGGAUGCUUUGGAAUUCUUCCUUCAUUUUCUUGAUCAAGUUGAACGUGCCAAUAGUGGGAAACCUGAAUUGGAUCCCUCUAGGAGUUUCAAGUUUGGUGUUGAAGAGCGUAUCUUGUGUACAUCUGGAAAGGUUGCUUAUAAUAGAAGACUUGACUAUAUCCUUUCAUUAAAUAUACCGCUGCAUGAAGCUACUAAUAAAGAAGAACUGGAAGCUUCUCAGAAAAUGAAGGCAGAAAAGAUUUCAGAAGGGAAAGAUGUGUCCAGUCAUGAAAUUGUACGUCCAAGGGUGCCUCUAGAAGCAUGCCUGGCAAGCUUUUCAGCUCCGGAGCAAAUACCUGAUUUCUAUAGCUCUGCAUUGAAGGCUAAGACAACAGCAAUCAAGACUGCUGGUCUAACUUCUUUUCCUGAUUAUUUGGUAUUGCACAUGAGAAAGUUUGUUAUGGAGGCAGGCUGGGUUCCAAAGAAACUUGAUGUCUACAUAGAUGUUCCUGAUGUGAUAGAUAUUAGCCACAUGCGUAGUAAAGGGCUUCAACCAGGGGAGGAGCUGUUGCCAGAGGGUGUUCCUGAGGAAGAGGCCGAAUCAAGAAAGCCUGUGGCCAAUGAAAAUAUUGUUUCCCAGCUUGUCUCCAUGGGGUUUAACCAUCUUCACUGUCAGAAAGCUGCCAUAAAUACCUUAAAUGCUGGGGUUGAAGAGGCAAUGAAUUGGUUGCUUUCUCACAUGGACGAUCCAGAUAUAGAUGCUCCUAUCUCCAGUGGAGCACAAGCAGCUGAGGCUCCUAUUGACCAAUCCAAAAUUGAUACUUUGAUUACAUUUGGUUUUCAUGAAGAACUUGCUCGGAAAGCACUGAAGGCAUCGGGUGGUGACAUUGAGAAAGCAACAGAUUGGAUAUUUAACAAUCCCAAUGCUUCAACUUCAUCAGAUAUGGAUACUACCUCAUCAAACAACACCACACCUACUACAACUGAUGCAGGGCUACCUGAUGGAGGAGGGAAAUACCGUCUUUUCGGAAUAGUGAGUCACAUUGGUACAUCAACUCAAUGCGGUCACUAUGUUGCUCACAUAUUGAAAGAUGGAAGAUGGGUUAUCUUCAACGAUAACAAGGUUGGAGCUUCCAUUAAUCCACCCAAGGACAUGGGAUAUUUAUAUUUCUUUGAGAGGAUUAAUAGCUGAAUCGGUAGCCAACAGUUGAUGUUAAAGAGGGUAUGAAAUAUAUUCAACAGCAGUGAACGUUACAGAAAUUUCUUCGAACCUUUUGCCUGUCGGCCUUCUCCGAAGGCAUGCUUUUGUCUGAGUGCUUGAUAAGCAUACAUUACAUUCUUUUGGGAAUAUUAAGAUUUCAAUUUCUCUUUAUGAAACAAUUAGGACUGCUGGAACAAUGUGCACCCUUUUUCCAUGAACAAAUUCUCUUCUUCGGUUUCAUUAUUUGUCAUUUUCCCUUUAAAUUCUCCUUCGAAGAAUAGAGAGCCAUGAAGAGUAUCAUCUAUUCAACGAAAGUUAAACUCCAAU
Messenger RNA from Rubroshorea leprosula, 2929 nucleotides. The record is from the annotation of a GenBank genome assembly. Lineage: Eukaryota; Viridiplantae; Streptophyta; Magnoliopsida; Malvales; Dipterocarpaceae.